This is a messenger RNA of Lingula anatina, 2227 nucleotides long. RefSeq names its product suppressor of cytokine signaling 2. Gene Ontology annotation, molecular function: 1-phosphatidylinositol-3-kinase regulator activity. Gene Ontology annotation, cellular component: phosphatidylinositol 3-kinase complex. The record is from RefSeq and is a predicted model, not a curated record. Gene Ontology annotation, biological process: phosphatidylinositol phosphate biosynthetic process; intracellular signal transduction. NCBI's taxonomy places the organism in Eukaryota, Metazoa, Brachiopoda, Lingulata, Lingulida, Lingulidae.
GCUUUGCUGCCAUUACCGCAGUCGAGGGAAUUCCCCGAACUGGCGUGACGUCACCAUACCCAUUUAUGGAAAUGGGGAUUCCUGAAGCUGACUUCCUUCUUGGAAGACUCGACUGCUGAUUUCCCAGUAAAUCAAACAAGUUAGAAGCUUAGAAUCGAUGAUAUACAUGAAAAGGAGGGAUAAACCGUCAAACGAAGCAGUAUCAUACAGAUAUACGACUGACAGGGUUGAUGUCUUUGCUGAUUGAACGAUCAGCUAACUCAGCGCUUUGGAGCACCCAAAUGCCUGUAACGGCAGGUCCGGUGGCAUUGACCGAAUUACAUAAUAUUUUAAUUAGACUUCAACAAAACGAUUAUGUAGGAAAGACUAAACUAAGUACUCAAGAUCGAUGCACGGCGUCUAAUUCUCAGAGUAUGAGCCCACGCUUUGACGAAAGUGCUAGUCGCAAUACAGACUCCCUACCUAAGCCUCCCCCGCGGACGUACAAGGACAUGAAAGCUACGGGUGAAGGGGUCAUGAAACCAGCACCAAAGUCAUAUAAUGGAGAUAGCAUGAGCACAAGUCUUAAAAUACCCGACAAACUGAAAACAGAGAAAGAUUUAGAGAGAAUAUCAAAGACUCUAGAAGCUUUAUACAACUCAUUUUGGUACCACGAAGAUAUGACACGUCAGGAGGCAAAGUCAUUCUUAAAAGACUCCGAAGUGGGAACGUUUCUGGUACGGAAUAGCAGCGAUCCACAUUAUCUAUUUGCACUAAGUGUUAAGACGAAAAGAGGAGCAACGAGCGUUCGUGUGGAGUAUAUUCGUGGUAAAUUCCGUCUUGACUGCGAGGACGCAUUGUUGAAUCAGAUGCCCCGGUUUAACUGCGUCGUAAAGUUAAUUGAAUUCUACAUCAGAUUAAGUGAAAAUGACAACAGACAUCACUGUGUGUGGCUAGAGAGCACGGGGAGGAGAGACGUACCUGUGAAAUUAGUAAAACCAGCAUUUAGUGCCGUACCAAGUCUACAGCAUUUAUGUCGAUUAACAAUUAAUAGAUCAAUGAAUAGGCCAAAACUUGAAGACGGUUUUGUAGACUGCCUCCCAUUACCUACAAGGCUAAAAGCAUUCCUUGGGGAAUAUCCCCAUAAGCAUUAACGUACGGCACAACAGGAAUCCAUAAUCAUGUAUGUUGACUUUCUAAUAUAUGAUAUACCGUUCCAUAUAAUUUAUUCGUGCGAGUCCAGUAUGAGAGGAUUGUUCGUCGAUGUGUACGCUGUGUGAUGUACUAUGUAUGGUGUAUUACCCAUGACUGAUUAGCAGAAUAUAAUAAAUUGCCGGAUAUUAAGCUAGGUUGUGCUUAAGAUAGAUGUCUUCAUCUUUUACGUUAAAAUAGAUCUGUUUAAUUUCAAAAUCAGGAUUCUUAAGGCUACGGAAUUAUAGUAAAACUAUGUCUUUUUGUAUGAAACAAUAACAGGAAUAACUACGUUGUUAUCUUGAAGAAAUUUAAUCGGCUCACUUUUCAAUAAUUUUACUGGUUAUUUGCACAAGAAAAGUCGAUAAUAUGUUAGUUUGCUAGGCUGCAAUUCAAAGAACAUUUCCUGGAAACUUUAAAUGGAGCACUACUCAGAAACGGGAACGUCCCUGGAAUUAACCAUAUCAAAAGAGCGGGAGCUUCAUAUUGAUGCAACUUAGGCCUGGGAAUUUGGGUUUAUUUAAUUGCCAUGAACAAAAUCUACAAGAGAUAUCAGCAGCAUAGCUGAGACUUGUAACACUGACAACCAAUGUGCACCAAAACGUGCCGUUUACUGCACUUGAUUGCAAAUUAGAUAUAUUGCCAUUAUGUCUCCAAUCGGGUCUGUUCCAAGAAUGCAAUUACGACAAUUAUAUGCAGCUCCGGGCAAAUAGAUUCCAGUGAGACGCAUUAGCACGGUGACAGGUGGAUACGAUGGGAAAUCACUCAAGAGCUUGCUUUGGUAGAUUUUUUUGUUUAAACCAUUCACGAUAUCUUGGUCUUCAAUACUUUUUUAUGCUCAGGGCCGGAUUUAUGUGUAAGCAGACUAAGCACGUGUUUGGGGUGUCACGACUAAUUAAGGGGGCUAUUUAUACAUAAAAAGGGAAAAUGUUUAAUAAAAAUUAAGAAAAUUAUAUUUGGAUGACAGGGGAAGAAAAAACAAAAGUAGACAAAGUAGAAGAAUAUUUGAGGGUUUAUAGUAACAGGAUUCUUUUAAAAUAUUGUGUAAUGGGGGGGG